Trichoderma virens Gv29-8 is the source of this 2823-nucleotide messenger RNA. RefSeq lists its product as uncharacterized. The record is from RefSeq and is a predicted model, not a curated record. Gene Ontology annotation, biological process: DNA-templated transcription; regulation of DNA-templated transcription. NCBI's taxonomy places the organism in Eukaryota, Fungi, Ascomycota, Sordariomycetes, Hypocreales, Hypocreaceae. The coding region runs from base 1 to 2823 and encodes 940 amino acids. Gene Ontology annotation, molecular function: zinc ion binding; DNA-binding transcription factor activity, RNA polymerase II-specific; DNA binding. The transcript is spliced from 5 exons.
AUGGGUAAGAAAUGUGGCAUUUGUGAUGCAACUUUUAGCAGGCAGGAGCAUCUUGACCGCCAUACUAAGAGUCACACUCGUGAGAAGCCAUUCAAGUGCCUGAUUUGCGGGAAAGGAUUUUCUCGCCAGGAUGUACUGAGUCGUCAUCGCACGUCGCACGGGCAGGAGAGCGAAGAAACCACCGCUGCGCGUUCCAGAGCAUGUAGGCAAUGUGCAACAAGCCGAGCCCGCUGCUCCCGGAGUGAUCCGUGCAGGCGGUGCGUUGAACGCCACUUGACUUGCACUUUUCCUACAGCGCGGAAAACUAAGGCACCAGCGGUUGCCGGCUUGAGGGCGGGCAUUGGCAGCGAGCCACAAGAUAUGAGCAUGGAAGCAAUUCAUCAAACAUUUGUAAGGCGGGCUGGGGACAGGCCCUCGCCGCUUACCGCCGGACCUGAGGUAUCCAUAGACGUCAACAGCACCGGUCUGAACGAAUGCGUGCACGAGGGGGCAAAUUCCAAUCACUUAGCAUCCAGAAGCGAUGCUUGGACCCAGCAACCAGCCAUAUUUGAGGCUUCGCAGGCCGUUGGGUCAUUGGACUCUGGCACCCACCAUCUCUACGAAUUCAGCUCUAUCUCGGGGUUGAAUGAGCAGGCCAUGGACGUGCUCUCGAUAAAUUGGAUGUCUCCUGAGAAGUCUACCUCAUUUGGGUGGAACGGGCUCAUUGCUGCGCCGCCUUGCACUGAGAAUGAUAGCAGCGAUCAAUAUAUGCCCUUUUUCUUCGCUGCCUCGGAUCCUUUGCCCGAUCCUAAUCAGGAGUGCGUGCCAAGUAACGGACAAGCACGCAGCUUUGGACGAAAUGAAACCAGCAUCAACAGCGCCAGUCACUUGACUUUUGCUCCCAGUAAACUCGAGUCGGAGGGAACCAAAUCUGUGACUGGGAGCUACUACGUAGAUGGGGAUGGCUCUCGAGCGCCGUUUCGCGGCCAAGCUACCGGACAAUGGAGGAGCCAACGGAUGAUAUUUGCCAACGACGCAUCUACACCUGGAAGCAAUGUAACUGAUUACACCGACGGUGGAACAUGUGGUGUAUGGAGUGGUGCUUUGGUAGGUGUGGGCGGUUAUAACAACAUGAUACGAGAAAUUCACCUCAAAUUGGGCAAGAAAAAUGAGGUUAUCGAUGCCAAUUCCCUCCCAUCUAUGCAGUGCAUUGAUGCAUGCGUCCAGUCAUAUUUCGCUAUUUUCCACCCUAUAUUCCCUUUCAUUCGGAAGAGGACAUUCUCGGAAGAGUCAAAUGAGCACUGGAUGCUUCUCCUUACUGUUGCCGUAAUUGGGUCCAAAUACGCCACCACUCAUGAGGAGAGACUACUUAGCCCGGAGUUUAUCGCUAUUCUGGACAGCAUAUCUAGCAGCCGAAUGUACUCUUACCAACAAAUGGAAACCGGAAACCCUUCACCAUCACCAUUAUGGGGGUCGGGAAAUAGCGCAUUUAAACUGCCAACAUUGCAGGCGGCUAUCCUCUCCUUGAUCUGUUCGCUACAUAGAGGUAGACUAGACGUGACAAGGCAGGCGCUACUCGAACGACACUACCUUGUUGGAGCAUGCACCGACUUAAAUCUGCUGGAUAGGGAUUUUCAGGACAGUCUUCGCAAUCAUGAUUAUAACAAAGUCGUCCAGGACUGGCCUAUGAACCAGUCUCGUAUCAGAACUGGUUUGAUGAUAUGGUUACUUGACGCUAUGAUCUCGUACGAGUUCAACACCGCUCCGUUGAUGCAACUUGUGGAUGCAAAUGUCCCCCUGCCCUGCGAGGAUGGCAUUUGGGAAUAUCCAUCGGAAGAGAAAGUUGUUGCAGAGCAGAAAUCAUCUGUAACGCUGCUAGGCACGAUUGAGAUGUUAUAUAUCGAGAAGAAGCUCCCGGAGAACCUGAGCGAAUUCAGCACCAUUUUAAUUAUACAUGGCAUUUGGCGAAGGACUAAGGAAGUUAUCAAUCAGAACCGGACGCAACUGGCAAACUGGAUUCCCAGUGCUGCAAUCCAGGCUCGAGAAGCCCAACCAAGCGCUUUGACAGAAACCUGGCCGCCAUCAAAUCCAACACUAUCGAAGUGGCGCAAUAGUGCUUGUGAUUGUCUAGACAUACUGCACUGGCGGGCUAAUGCGAAGGCAGCCAGUACUGGUGGAUUAGAACACCAUACCGUCAUGUAUUUACAUUUAUCUCGCCUCAUUUUACUUACCCCUCUAAGGCAAAUCCAAACAUUGGCAACCAAUCUUAGGAACACAAACACUAUGAACUUCGCUGUCAACGAGAGAUAUGCAGACGCAAGCAACUGUGUGCUGAAAUGGGCUAUCAAUGAUUCGUUCAAAGCCCGGCUCGCAAUCAUUCACGCUGGCGCGCUUUUUUGGCAUAUACGACGGUACUCUAGAAGGAGCUUUCUGGAGCCUUUCACCAUAUACAUGGCCACGCUCAUCAUCUGGGCGUACAGUACCUCGGUGCAGUUUGCAAGACAGCAGGAAGAACUCCAAGAUGAGGAAUUGUGUUCGGAAGUCUCUUUCUUUUUUAUUGAUCGACCAUGUGACGAUGAGAUGGUUCAAAUGUACCUCCGUUUUGGUAAUAAGAUGUCCGCGCAUAUGACAAGAGUUGGAGUCAUUACACAAGUCUCUGCUCCAGGCAGAAUCCUCCAAGAAGGCAUCCGGCUCCUCGCAAAUCGCACAGCAGGUGCCGCUUCUGUAUCCAUGAGUGGCGCAGGUGAAAAAGACAUACCUGAAACGACUACAUGGGGGGCGGAACAGUCAUACAUGGAGGUUCUCGUUGCCUUGGCUCAGGCAAUGGAGCAGAAGCAGGCAUGA